This is a messenger RNA of Sorex araneus (European shrew), 1240 nucleotides long. It is a transcript of the gene TMEM220, whose product is annotated as transmembrane protein 220. Lineage: Eukaryota; Metazoa; Chordata; Mammalia; Eulipotyphla; Soricidae. The transcript is spliced from 6 exons. The record is from RefSeq and is a predicted model, not a curated record. The coding region runs from base 20 to 523 and encodes 167 amino acids.
CGGCCGGAAGCGCCUGCCCAUGGCGCCCGCAGCUGUCCCGCCGGGCCCCGCGCUCUGGCGGGCCUGCAACUGGCUGAUGGGCGCCUUCUUCGCGCUGGCCGCCUUCGUGCAGAUAAAUGAUCCUGACGCAGAACUGUGGGUGGUAAUUUAUACUAUACCUUCAGUGCUGGCUCUGCUUGUUGGACUUAACCCUCUUGCUACAGGUCAUUUUGUUUGGAAGACUGUGUCUGCAAUACACAUACUCUUUUGUAUCACAUGGUCUGUUGGCUUGCUAUACUACCUCUUGCUUCACAAGCCAAAGAACAUCAUACAUGAGGAAGAAGCCAGGGAGCUGUUUGGCCUGCUGAUUAUCAUAUCAUGGAUGAGCCUAUGUUACAGUUUCCCAAAGAAUUCAGUUGGUGGAAGACUUCAUUUGGUUAUUGCUGUUGUAAUAACUCUUUUCCCACUUAUCUCAUGGGCCUACAUAUAUAUAAAUAAGGAGAUACAGUCCUCCUGGCCAACUCACUGCAAAACAGCAAUAUAAAUGAAGCCAAGAAGCCUGUUUAUAAAAUAUUUAAAAUUUUUAUGAUCAUUAUUUUUAAAUAAAUAUGAUCAGACCAAGCCAGUUUCCUAGGUUAUUUCAGGCAAUCUGAGUUGAUAAUUAAGAUUAUAUUUUUAUUUAUUUAUUUUUUUGCUUUUUUUGGGUCACACCUGGCGAUGCACAGGGGUUACUCCUGGCUCUGCACUCAGGAAUUACCCCUGGCAGUGCUCAGGGGACCAUAUGGGAUGCUGGGAUUUGAACCCGGGUCGACCGCGUGCAAGGCAAAUGCCCUACCCAAGAUUAUAUUUUUAAAACCUAAACAAUUUUAAGGCUAUUUGUAAACAAUUUAAUAUUGGUUGGGCUAGUAAUAUAUACAGGUUAGUCAUGGAACAGUUCAAAGGUGGCAGAACAAAAAUUAAAGAGAUAUAGUUCUGACUAAAUUUCAUUUGAGACUUAAGAAAUACAUAAACCUCUUGGAUGUGAGGGCGAUCUGGCUGCGACAUCUGUCACCCCAUUGAUUGCCAGGGUUGAUUCGGCUGAUCUGGCUGGCUAGGCGGGUGUCCCCUUCCUCCCUCACCGAUCCAUGUGCGUCCCUCCCGAAGCUGCGCGCUCGGUCGAAGAGGACGGCCUUCCCCGAAUAGAGAAGGACCGGUCUUCGGUCGAGGGUAUAUGAGUAGCUGCGCUCCCCUGCUAGAACCUCCAAACAAGCUCUCAAGAAAU